AAUACUGGCAGAAUAUUUAACAUGCUUUGUCCGUCCUUCAUCAUUAAUGAUUUUUUUUUUUUUGUUCGUUUUUUUAACCGUAAUCUGUAAAGUCGCGUAUAUUUGACAAGGAAACUCAACGAGCUAUUCCCGCUUUUCUUACAAAUACCCAAUAGCAUAUCAGGAUUGUAAGAGUCGACGGCAAGUCAGAUUUUAGGGAUGCCCGCGGGCGAUGCCGGGGCCCCGCCGUGUCGCUGUGGUUCGGGACGCGGAGAGGGGACCCGGCUGAUCCGGGGCCGGAUUCGGGUGCCGGCCCCGUUGGCGUCGCCCGGGGUCUCUGGCUGGCGUGACGGGGGUGCCUUGGAAGAGGAGAAGGAGCGCUCAGAGAAGGCGAUGGUCCGUGUAACCUGUCUAAGUCCUGCUUGCUCAGAGGUUUUUCGGUGCAGGGAGGGGUCAGUCGGGCGUGGCGUUGGCUCCGGCGGGUUCAGCCCGGGAGAGCAGGGAGCUGCCGGCGCCGCGGGUCGGGGAGCGAGAACUGCUGCAGUCUCACGUUUUUACACUACAUAAACGUCUAACCUACCUCAACUCUCAGUCAUUACAAAUUCGCACGCUUCAGACUUCUACACAAACUCGAAAUCUAUGCACAGCUCUUUACCCCUUGCUGCUGAGAGGCUGUUUCCAAGCAAAAUCUUUUCCCUUUACCCAUCCCGGCGGCCGCGCUCGUCCCGCCCCGUGCCGAAGCCGUGAGGGUCACGGAGCUCGGGGGGAGGGAUGUUUUUAAUGAGUGCGAUGUGGGGACCUGAUUUUGCAGCAGGUCGUGGCCACAAUGGUGCUAGAACAACACCUGCGGUAGAAGCCCCAGGGAGGGCUUGGCACGGGGAGCCCCGACCGGCUCCUUCGUCCCGCUUUGGUUUUUCUGGCCGCGAUGCUUUGCCUUGGGCAGGAAACGGGGGAUGCAAUUUGGAUCCCCCCCCAUCUCGAUGCUCUUGGGAUGAGGCAUGGGAAGGAGAAGGAAACCAGAAUCCCUGAGGUGCCUCAAUUGCUGAUUUUUCCUUUUAAUACUGGAGUACGCUUUGUGGGUUCUAUAAGGCAUAUUUUUAUUAAUGAAAUCUUGUAAUACAAACGGUGCUAUGGUGUUUUAACAAACUGUAUCACGCUUCUGCCUGAUUCCAUCUCGCUGAGGUGCUACUAAUGUAUAUAUCAAAUUAAGGAACCAAGAUUUAAAGAAAAAAAAAAAUUAAGCAAUGUCGUUGAGAAGGAAGUUUACUAUUCCGGAGCGACAGCUCGAGGCGUGCUGGGAGCCGGUUGGGUUUAUGCAAACUGAAAGAGGUGCCGCGUCCGAGGUGUGCCGCCGGCCAGCGCCGAGGUGGAGCCGUUCCCUGCGGGUCCGGGCACGGGUGUGGUCCCGGGAUGAGGUGAAAAUCCGGGGGGCUCAGCCGGGUGUGGUCAUGGUGCUCGGCCACAGCGCUCAGACACGUGUGUGGUCAUGGUGCUUGAAUAGGGUGCUCGGCCAGGUGUGGUCAUGGUGCUCAACCAUAGCACUUGGCCAGGUGUGUGGUCAUGGUGCUCAGCCAGGUGUGUGGUCUCAGUGCUUGGAUAGGAGCUCAGCCAGGUGUGUGGUCACAGUGCUUGGCUGCAGUGCUCGGACGCAGCCUGUGGACAUAAGUGCUCAGACAUGGUGCUCAGGCACACACAGUGGGUGUGGUGCUUGGGUGUGGUGCUCGGACACGGUGCUUGGUCACACACUGUACACGUGGUGCUUGGACUUGGUGCUCAGGCUCAGUGCUCGGCCACACAUUGUGGACAUGGUGCUCGGUUAUGGUGCUCGGCCACAGCUCAUGGAUGUGGUGUUCAACCACAGCUCAUGGACGUGGUGUUCAGCCACAGCUCAUGGACGUGGCGCUUGGCCACAGCUCAUGGAUGUGGUGUUCAACCACAGCUCAUGGACGUGGUGUUCAGCCACAGCUCAUGGACGUGGCGCUUGGCCACAGCUCAUGGAUGUGGUGUUCAACCACAGCUCAUGGACGUGGUGUUCAGCCACAGCUCAUGGACGUGGCGCUUGGCCACAGCUCAUGGAUGUGGUGUUCAACCACAGCUCAUGGACAUGGUGUUCAGCCACAGCUCAUGGAUGUGGUGUUCAACCACAACUCAUGGACGUGGUGCUUGGCCACAGCUCAUGGAUGUGGUGUUCAACCACAGCUCAUGGACGUGGUGCUUGGCCACAGCUCAUUGAUGUGGUGUUCAACCACAACUCAUGACGUGGUGGUCAACCACAGCUCAUGGACGUGGUGCUCAGCCAUAGCUCAUGGACGUGGUACUCAACCACAGCUCAUGGACGUGGCGCUUGGCCGCAGGUCAUGAAUGUGGCACUUGGAUGUGGUGCUCAGGAACAGUGCUCAGCCACACCUUGUGGACACGGUGCUUGGCCGUGGUGCUCAGUGCGGUGCUCAGACGUGACGCGUGGGCGUGGUGCUCGGUCCCAGUGCUUGGCCACAUGUGAUGGACAUGGUGCUUGACUGCGGUGCUCAGACGUGGUGCUCGGACAUUGGUGCAUGGACAUGGUGCUCGGACAUUGGUGCAUGGACGUGGUGCUCGGACGUGGUGCUUGGACACGCAUCGUGGACAUGGUGCUCGGGCACGGUGCUCAGACGUGGUGCGUGGACAUGGUGCUGCUGUGUUUGGUGCUCAGACAUGGUGCAUGGACAUGGUGCUUGACCACAGUGCUCAGACAUGGUGCUUGGACAUGGUGAGUGGACAUGGUGCUUGACCACAGUGCAUGGACAUGGUGCUCAGACAUGGUGCUUGACCACAGUGCAUGGACAUGGUGCUUGGACAUGGUGAGUGGACAUGGUGCUUGACCACAAUGCUCAGACAUGGUGCUCAGACAUGGUGAGUGGACAUGGUGCUUGACCACAGUGCGUGGACACACGGUGCAUGGACAUGGUGCUCGGGCGUGGUGCUCAGCCAUGCACCGUGGAUGUGGUGCUCAGCUGUGGUGUGUGAACAUGAUGUGUGGACAGUGCUUGGCCAGGACAUGUGGACAGUGCUUGACCGCAGUGCACGGACACAGUGCAUGGACAUGGUGCUCGGGCAUGGUGCUCAGCCAUGCCACUGUGGACGUGGUGCUCGGACGUGGUGCUCAGACAUGAUGUGUGAACGUGAUGAGUGGACAUGGUGAGUGAACAUGGUGCGUGGACAUGGUGAGUGGACAUGGUGA
Molecule: messenger RNA, 3196 nt
Organism: Catharus ustulatus (Swainson's thrush)
Lineage: Eukaryota; Metazoa; Chordata; Aves; Passeriformes; Turdidae
Exons: 2
Coding region: 1224-2237 (337 amino acids)
Source: RefSeq, a predicted model, not a curated record